This is a messenger RNA of Cylicostephanus goldi, 423 nucleotides long. Lineage: Eukaryota; Metazoa; Nematoda; Chromadorea; Rhabditida; Strongylidae. The record is from the annotation of a GenBank genome assembly.
AUGAACAACUUCCAGGUCAUCGUGUCACAGUUUUUCGAGUGGGAAACAUCAGUAGUGGCACGAUGGCCUCUUCCAUUUUUAGUCCUGCCGCCUUUACUUACAGUUUUCUUAGUUGUGGCAGCUGCAUCCGACUUCAAACUGAACACAACAAAUGAAACUUUGCAAGUUUUUCUUCCUGAUAACAUGGAAAGCAUUUCAGACUUCAAAAAAUUAAUCUCACUUUUUCCUCCUCGAGACGCCCAACGAGAUACUUACUCAGUAUUUGGAUCAAAGUUUGCUUCGAUUCUGUUUGAGGAUAAUGGUGGAAAUGCUGUUUCUCCACAAGCUAUAGAAGAACUUGCAAAACUGCAUAGGUCUAUCGUUAAACUGAAGGUAGGUAGAGUAAAAGAGAAAAAUUGUUGUAGAAGCCCAGUAUCGCAUUGA